AUGCCGCUGGGAGGUCUCGGUGGUCUCACAAAAACAGUAGGAGGAGGAGGCGGCGUCGGAGGGCUCACGAGUGGUCUCACCGACGGGGGCGGCGUCGGCCAGCUCACAGGCGGGCUCACCAACGGGGGCGGCCUCGGCCAGCUGACGGGCGGGCUCACGGGCGGCGACGGGGGCCAGCAGCAGCAGCACGGCAAGGUGGGCGGCUUCCACGGCGAAGGGUCGGACGUGAAGCAGUACAGCGGGGCCAAGAAGCCCAAGGAGCGCAACACCAUCGCCAAGCGCAACCUGGCCGACGCCAUCGACUGCGAGACGCUCCUGUGGCGCGCCUACUGCGACGAGCCCGACUCGGUGCUCGAGUACAUGGCCAAGGACUGCGUCGUCAUCGACCCCGUCACCCUGGGGACCUCGCACCCUGUCACCUACGACGAGCUCGAGGAGAGGCUCCGCAAGGUCAAGCCCUGGUCGGCGUACCGCAUCGACAAGGACACGCGGGUCGUCAGCCAGAUUGGCCUGAUGAGCAUGUCGACCAUGUGCAAGGUUACUCUGUACAAGAUGGGCGACAAGGCAAAGGAUAAUGACCAGGUUGAGGCUGUCACCUCGGCCGUCUGGAGGCAGACCGCUGGCGCCGAGUGGGAGUGCUGCAGUAUGCUGGUUGGGUAUGCCGAGUAG
Diaporthe citri is the source of this 669-nucleotide messenger RNA. RefSeq lists its product as uncharacterized. The record is from RefSeq and is a predicted model, not a curated record. Lineage: Eukaryota; Fungi; Ascomycota; Sordariomycetes; Diaporthales; Diaporthaceae. The transcript has a single exon. The coding region runs from base 1 to 669 and encodes 222 amino acids.